Molecule: messenger RNA, 4634 nt
Organism: Chara braunii
Lineage: Eukaryota; Viridiplantae; Streptophyta; Charophyceae; Charales; Characeae
Source: the annotation of a GenBank genome assembly
CGACUGGACGGGCGCGGCUUUGAGGGGGGUUCACAACGUCGUGAAAACAGACGCGCGAACAUGAGCCCGCGCCUGAACAUGUUCAGCAGGAUUAUAGGCGCAAAUAUGUUGUCUACCAUUACAUUGUUGUUGGCCAGAAGGUCAAGAACAGCCGGGUUAAUAUGCUACGGUGCACCUUCUGCAAUAAGGUGUUUCAGGGAACCCAAUUCUACGCAACGAAACACUUCACCCAACAGAAUUAUUGCAAGAAGGUGUCCGAUGAUGCAUUGUACCAGAUUGCGCAAAAAUGCACACACUGCUUCGAGGCCGAUCAGGUAGAGAGGGUGUGGCGGUUUGCACACGAGCGUGGUCUUGAUGUCCCGCGGUCUAGUGCGAUGGGUGGUGAGGCGGAGCAUCCUACACAGGGCGUGGGCGAGGGAGAGGAUACCGCGCGUUAUGCGGAGGGAGGUGUUGCGAGAUAUGGGGAGGGUGCGGGUGCCGCGGAGGAGGACAAGGCAGACGUUGACCUAGAGGUUGGCAUGGCUGAGGGAGAGCAGACACCGAGGGGAGAGGGGGGCGUGCCGAAGUCCGAUCCGAUGGCUCGUCAGAGGGCGGUGGACUCACUGGACUGGGAGCAGAAGUGCGGGAAGAAGCCCGUCCCGCCUGAGAUGACAUGCACGCCGAGUUCUUCGAAGAGUGUUGUUCCUGAGAGAGCAUGCACGCCGGGUUCUUCGAAGAGGAAGGAGGGGGGUGCGCAUGUUUCUGCCACCAAUGCAGGGAAGAGGCUACAACAGCAGAAAAUGACGGACACGUAUGGUGGCGAGUGGAUUGGUCAGUGGAGGAAGGCAUUCUUUCGCUGGGUGUAUUCCAGCGGGAUUGCCUUCAAUGCCUUCCGCAACACGCCGUACCGGGACCUCCAGCAGGUUGCUCUUCGACAACCUGGUGGAGCACCUCUUCCCGUGCUUUCAUCCCACAACGAGAUCGCAAGCAUGCGAGCUGUGGAGAUCCACCGCGAGGAGUUGGCGGAGGAGUUGGAGGAGGUUAGGGAGUCAUUAUGGGAUCGUUUGCAGGGCAUGAUGACACGGGAGGACGGUCGGGCUUGGGCUAGGAUCCCGUGGUCCCGCGACGUUCGCGACAUGGCGCGUUGGGUGCGCCGACAGAUCAGGUGGUUACCUUGGUGGGAGAGGAUGCGUGCCAUCAAGCACGUCAUGGAUCCUGUUAUGGACUUGCUGAGGCGGAUGGACCGUGGUGGACAGUUCAUGUCCCUCGUUGUAGAGUGGACUCGGGAUCUUGCACGCCUUGUGCGGGACGCUUGCAUUCCUCUUGGCCAGUCCUUUUCUGACCGUGUCAUGAGGCGUGUGCAGGCCCGUAUACAGCACAUGAUGGAUCCCGCACACUGCGCCGCGUUCUUACUGAACCCCCGUCACCGGGAUGUUCAGGCGGUCCACGAGGGCAUCCAUACAAAGAAGUGUAAUCAGUUGGCCUUCGAGAAGGUCGUUCAUCUUGUUGAGAUCACCGCAAAUGUGCGGUUGAUGGGGUAUAGACGUGCAGGUUGUGGAUACGUCCUUCCUUGGCAGCGAGACGAGGGCAUGCUUGACGCUCAGGCGGGAUUGGACGUGGAGCCUGUGCGCUCGGGGGCGAGGAGUGGGAUGAGGGAGGAGGAGAUCGAGGAGCAGGCUGCCCUCAUUGUGCGCGAUCCCAUUGGGGCUUCUGCAUCGCCCCCUGUUGAGUCUGUUUUCAGUGCUCGUGCGACUAUCUUCCGCCCAUACCCCAGGGACGAUGACUCUGCGGACGAGAGGGAGUCGGAAGCAGCGGGCGACCCCAUGCUUCCCAUCCCACGUGAGAUUGAUGAGUUGCACGAGGAGGGCGACGUGCGUGACGAGAGGACGCACACCACGCGGAGGGCGGCAGAGCAGCGAGAUAUGGAUAUGAUGGGGGGCGAGGAGUUCUGGGGAUCUUUCGGGGGCACGGAGGAGAGAUCACCCACUACCGCGCGGGAGGAUACGUGUUCUCGCACGACCUUGCGGGAGGAGACGCCUGCUCCCAUGACUGCGAGUGAGGAGUCGGGUCCUACCACGACAGCAUGGGAGCGGACGACUGUUUCGUCGACUGCGCAGGAGCAGAUGCCUGCACCCACGACCACGCGAGAGCAGACGAGUAUUCCCGCGACGCAGUCCGCACCCUCGUCGCAGUCGCCUCUUUCACGUCAUUCUAUCCCAGCAUCCGCCCCGACCGCUCCCGUUCGGCAUGACGAGCGCUCACCUGCACCGGUUGGGAGGGAGGACUUGGGAUCCUCGUUGCGCAUCCGCGGGCAUGGAUCAUUGUUUAGCGUAGCCCGUCAGCUCGUUUUGGACCCGCGUGCAUCGACCGACUUGGGGGAGAUGGGUGUUCAUAGCGGGGCACCACCGGGGGAGGAGAGGGAGAGACGAGCGGAGGAGCACGGAGCCGCCGGAGGCGGAGUUGAGGGUAUUCGGGGUAUGGAGGAGGAGGUAGCUGGAGCAGUGGGGGGCGUGGUGGAGGUAGAUGAUGGUGCGCACGUCAAGAGAGAGGAGGCCAUGGCGAGGGUUGAUGAUGGUGAGCAUGUUGAGGGAGUGGAGGGCGUGCUGCCAUCGGAGGUUGAGAGGGAGCACGACGUGGCGAGGACGCAGGUUGAGAGAGAGGAGGGUGUGGCAGGGGUAGAUGAUGGUGAUGCCCAGGUUGAGAUGGAGGAAGAUGUGAAGAGGGAAGAUGCUACUGCGUUGUUUGGGGGAGAGGAGGGUGUGGUAGGGGGGGACGUCGCCCAUGGUAGAGGAGAGGGAGGCGAUGACCUUGACCCGAUUGUCCGGCGUUUCGUCGAUGACGAGAUAGGUCCCGCACUAGCGGGUUUGACCCCGGGCACGAGGAGGGCACUGGGGGCGUCGCCAUCAGGACAGAGGGGGGCGUCAGGGCUGGGGAUGGGGGAUUUCAUGGACAUGUCUUUGGGGGAUCCUCCCAGCCCUAGUCACGCAGACAGAGAGGAUGCGGCGUGUGCCCUAGCGGCCGCUGGGUACUCCAAUAAGGAGAUCGAGCAGGCAUUUGCAGGACGCUCCAGGAGAGAGACAGACUCGCUUCAGCAGGGGUGCGAGGAGGUAGUAGAGCAGCCACAGGCAGAGCGUGAGGAUGCACCCGCUGCAAAUAUCCCCGGAGGUAGCAGUUCGUUGGUACCGUUCACGGGCAUGCGGAUGACGACGACGAUGCGGCCAGUUCGACCGUGUGUGCAGGGGUCAGAUCCUGGGGAGGUGGCAUUUGUUCAGGUACCACCGCUCAUAGUCGUGGAUUUAGGAUCUGAGCCAACGCUUCAUACACCGGUUACUGGGCGGCGAGCUCCUCAGGAUACAAAUCGCCCAUUGGAUUUCACGGAGCUCGCACGGGCUACUGCCGCUUUGGCAGCAGCAGCACGUGUUGUGCGUGACCAGACUUCGCGCAUGAGCGGAGUAGCUCGUCCGCGUCCCAUGCCUGCCACGGGGGGUGCCGCAUUGGAGGAGUCUUCUGGAGCCGAGGGGUUGGGGAUGCCGCGCGGUUCUCGUCGUGAGAAGAUAGUCGCAGAGGUAAGUCAGGUGAGUGCUAGGCUUGUUCGGGUGAGGAUGGGGGCUGACCCUGUGACCGUGGUGGAGGACGAUCCCGAGACGGAGCCUGCAUAUGAGAAGGCCCCACAGGAGGGUGACGAGUACAGGGACGACGAGGGGCGUGAGGAGGAGGAGAGCGACAGCGGGGAUGAUGACAGCUACCACGACGACGACGACGAGCCCUCCCCUCCACCGCGGCAUGGUUCUCGUAGACGACAUGAUGACGUCGACGACCCGUCCCGUCCAGGGCCGCGGGAGACGAGGAGUCGAAGGAGGCGAGAGUCAUCCGUUGCGACAGUGCCGGGGCGAGGGAGUGUUUCAUCGACACGCAGCACGAGUGGCACGAGUGGGGCGAGGCAGAGAGGCAGUGAUAAGGGGAAGGGAAGUCAACGGUAUUGACAACUUCUUUAUCCUUCCACGACGCCUUUAUGUUGUUUGUGCUUAGUGUUCUGACGUUUUUGUAUAUUGUUUAGGAUGAUGUACAUAUAGUUAGGUUUUAGGGACUUCGGAGCAGUUCAUGGACUUCAGCAUGCAGAUAGUGUUGUCGAGAGUGUUUGUUUGUUUCGUUUUUCGGUUUAUGUACGACGCUUUUAUAUUGUUUUUUAGUUAUUGGGUUUUUGUUAGAGGUGGGACUUCAUUCUGACUUGUCGUAUUACGUAGAUGUUUGUUAGGGUUUUCUUUUCAGCUUUGUUAGUUAGCGGUGUAGGCUGCAUCCCAUCGCUGUACGGCCCCGUACGACUCGGCACGAGUGUCGACGACACAUUGUAUCAUGCGACAUGUAUUUCAUAUUGGACUCCUAUAUGCGACUUCGCCGGCACUUCGACAUGACUUUUGUAUGAAAUUUCAUGACUACUUUGUUUUCAUUGUAGUUUCAUGUUCUUCUAUGCGGUUAUUCUUGUGUGUGUGUGUGUGUGUGUGUGUGGCGGGGGGGGGUGUUUGUGUGUCUUGGCAGCCCUCCCCCAACCAUCACUCAAUCAUUCAAUUGUUACGAUUCUGGUCAUUUCCCAAGUGCAAUUGACAAUGAAAGACAAUGCCACCCAAUUGCGAAAGAAAUGAAAGCACUUGCAAAGA